AUGAAUGGCUUGUUCUCCUUACGAGAUCUAGAAAUGGAGAAUUGUAAAGCAGAACGCCUGGAGUUCUAUGCUCUUGCGGAACGAAGUAUUAUCCUGGAAAAACCAGUCGCCGGUCUAAGUGGUAGGUCCAAAGCCAGCAACACCGACAGUGAAUCUGGACUCUUCAUCUCCGAAGAGGUUUGUCUCCCUCAUCCUUGA
Penicillium taxi is the source of this 198-nucleotide messenger RNA. RefSeq lists its product as uncharacterized. Bases 1 to 198 code for a protein of 65 amino acids. The transcript has 2 exons. Lineage: Eukaryota; Fungi; Ascomycota; Eurotiomycetes; Eurotiales; Aspergillaceae. The record is from RefSeq and is a predicted model, not a curated record.